AUGGUAGCAUCUCCAUCAUCACUCCUCCUGGUUUGCACGCUGCAGAGUUCGAAAAAGAGGAUGGAACUCAAGGAGGCGCAGUAUUUUUCGAAAGAUUUCGAGUGGGAAAAACUCAGAGAAGAAAUCGAAAAUGACAUUUCUCUUCAUUACCAUCUAGAAUCCCCUCCAUCAUCAUCUUUUUCUCUUUCAAAAGAUUCUGAGGCAUGGCAAAACUUCCACAGUCGUCACUACUCUGGAAGGUUCUUCAAGGAAAGGAGGUAUUUAUUGAAAGAAUUUCCAGAAUUACUUGACUGUGAUGAAAAUUCUAAGGUUUUGGAGAUUGGAUGUGGGAAUGGUAGCACUGUUCUGCCCAUUUUACGUGGCAAACACAGCACCAUUGUAUAUGCUUGUGAUUGUAGCACGGAGGCUCUUGAUAGAGCGAAGGAAAUAAUAGAAACAGCUGAUGGGGUCUCAGCUAAGCAUCGGUUUUGUCCAUUUGUCUGUGACUUUUCUGCGAAUAAAUUUCCAAAUUGGUUGAUUUGCAAUACCUGUCGUAGAACAUCUCUGAAACAGCUAGUGGAUUGUGAAACAGAUGUUAAAGAUGACAAAGAUACAGAUUUAGGUGCGUCAACCGCCUUGAAGGAAGCCCAAUGUUGUGUAGGCGGGGUUCAUUUUGUUACCUUGAUAUUCACAUUAUCAGCUGUACCAUCCGAAAAGAUGCCACCAGCAAUUGCAGAAUGCCUUGCUGUUCUAAGGCCUGGUGGGGUGCUCCUAUUCAGAGAUUAUGGUCUUUAUGACAUGACAAUGCUUCGAUUUCCAGCAAACCAAAGAAUAGGAUUAAGGGAGUACGUGCGAUCUGACGGAACACGUUCUUACUUCUUCUGCCUUGAAACAGUGAGGGAGCUUUUUGUUGCUGCUGGUUUUAUUGAGCUUGAGCUUGAUUACUGUUGCAUCAAUUCAGCGAACCGUCGACAUGGGAAGAGCAUGCGGAGAGUUUGGGUUCAUGGAAAGUUUCAGAAACCCAUUUGAUAAGCGAGGCAUUGAGGUGCAUCUACAGAGAAAACGAGUUUCCUUCCGUCCUACACCUCUUUUCGGUUUUCUGUUGCGCGCUGUACUUAGAUUUUCGUUGUAGUUUUUUUUUUUUAGCAUUACUCGUGUAAAGAUGAAGUGCAACUGAGAUGUUCUAGUUAGAAGUUAUGAUCUUGAAGUAGAAAAUUAUGAGUACGACACCAAAAUUCUAUAAUGUUCCACCUUGGGAGUCAGAUCUUCUGGGACGUUUGAAAACCAGAAGUCAAGCAGUCUCAACCAUAACAAAAUUGUAUCUUGAUAUACGAAAUGUACACUAAAGUAUUCAGGUUAGUAACAUAAAGUUUUUCUUUUA
Molecule: messenger RNA, 1360 nt
Organism: Papaver somniferum (opium poppy)
Lineage: Eukaryota; Viridiplantae; Streptophyta; Magnoliopsida; Ranunculales; Papaveraceae
Product: methyltransferase-like protein 6
Exons: 8
Coding region: 1-1008 (335 amino acids)
Source: RefSeq, a predicted model, not a curated record